AUGGCGGCUCGCAACAGCCACCCAUCCAGCAGCAGCACGACGGAGGCUCGCAGAAGCCCCUUUGAUGACGGGCCUCUCCCGCCCAUCAAAUCAACCGCGUGCCGCCGAUGCCAUUCGCGAAAAGUAAAGUGCUCCGGCGACCAGCCCUGUCAGAAUUGUCGGCAUGCCGGGAAGGGUGCCGAGUGCACUUAUCCGCGCCGCAAUAGACAGGUCAAGGUCAGACAAAGCUACAUUGACGGUCUUCUGGAUGAGAUUCGCCGUCUCAAGAACCAGGUUGCCUCUCAGAGCGCUUCGACCUCCACAUGUGCGCCGCUAGAUGACGUGAUAUCAACGACGACGUCGACAGCAACACCAUCUCAAAACACCAGUUACACUGGCCACAGGGAGGUCUUGUCAACGCCAACGUCUGCAAACCUAGGCGACAACGAAGAUCUCUCGACAGUGGCAGCGGCGGCGGAAGAUGCAGUAGCAGCAGCCGGAACCGCAGCUCCAACAACGGCAACCCUCGAAGUUCGACCGUGGUUCAUCAACGCCAACGUCUUCCGCACCCCGAUCCUCAUCGGCGAGGUCGCUGACGCCGCCUUCUCCACCCGCUUCCGCCAGGUCAUCUCGGACCCCUACGCGCCGCAACCUCGCCACAUGCUGCGCGUGAACUACGCUCCCGACGCCGAGCUCAUGGCUCUCGUCAAGUCCUCCGACGUCGCCUGGCCCACGCCCUCGCGCUCCCGCUUCCUCGUCGAGGUCGCCCUCAAGUACGUCGCCCGGCGGUACCACGUCGUCCGCCGCAGCGCCGUCAUGCGCGACCUCGAGCAGAGCAUUCAUAACCCCUCCUGGGGCGACCUCAUGCUCCGCUCCAAGCUGUGGGCACUCUUCGCCAUCGGCGAGCUCUACUCCACAAGGUCCAUCCCCUCGGAGAAGGACUUCCCCGGGAUGCCCUACUUUGCCAAGGCCUCGCGCGUACUGGGUGUGCUCGACGAGCGGCCGGGCACGGAUUCGAUCGAGAUCAUGCUGCUUCUUUCCUUCUACUCGUUGGCCCUCAACCGCCGCUAUAGCGCCUUCGUCAUGUCCGGCACCGCGAUGCGCAUGGCCAUCGUUAUGGGCCUGCACCUCAACAUCCCCGAGUCCCAGUUACGCGACCCUGAUGUACGCGAGCACCGCAAGCGCCUCUUUUGGACGACGUACAUCUUUGACCGUAUCUGGGCCUCCAAGCUCGGCCACCCGACCGCCAUCCAAGACAGCGACGUCGGCGUCGAUCUGCCCUCUGAGGGGGAGAAUGACGGGGUGGCAGUGGUGCGGACUCACGCGACCGACUUUGAGGAUACCGCAUACCACGUGGCGAGCCUGCGGCUGGCAGCCCUCAUCACCAAGACGGUCCGCUCCAUCUACGGCCAGCGCAGCCAGGGCGAGGCGACGACACUGUCGACGAAGGUCCAGCAGGCGCUCAAGGAUCUGCGGGCCUGGGUGGAGGAUUUGCCUACCCAUUUGCAGCUCGAUAAUGCGGGAACUGGGCCGAAGCCUAUUUCGCUGCACUUGUCUUUUAACCAGGUAUUGGAAUCUCGCACAGACGCUCACCUGAAGAGGCAAUCCUUUACUAACGCAUGCUCCUUCAAGUGCGCAAUCCUAGCAACACGCCCAAUUCUCCUCCACAUCCUACGAACAAAAGUCGCCUCAUGGCCAUCCGCAACCACGACCACAGAGACUCAGCAAGUCCCGGCGAGCGCAAUCACGCUAUCGGAAGCCUGUAUCCGCUGCGCGCGCCACUCGAUUCGCUUGCUGACUGAAUCGUGGAUCGACGGGUCUUUUGCGACGUUUGACUAUUUUUACACGCAGUACCUUUUCUCUGCGCUGACGAUCCUCGCCGCGUCGAGUCUUCUCCAGGACAGUACGUCAGGGGCGGGGACAACGCCCAAUGACGACAAGGAGGCCUUUGAGGAAUCGGUCAGGUUCCUCUCGCAGCUGCGCGACGCGGGGAAUUUCGCUGCAAUGGAGUACUGUCACCACGUCGACGUGAUGAGGGCUGAGCUUGAUAGGUUUUAUGCGAAGCGUAUGGGGAGGGUGGACGCUGAGCAGCAGCAGACGCAGACGCAGGUUUCCUCUACAUCUUCCUAUGGCGAGGUACUGCCGCCGUCGCACGGACCCGGACCUGAACCUGAAUCCGGCCCGCUCAUGUCGUCGCAAUUCGGUCCCAGUGGUGCAAGUGGACUUCCAGUGCGGCCGGGGACGGGGCCCACGACGGCGGGAAUGGCGCUGACGGAGCCGUCGUUGGAGGAGCUCCUUGCGCAACCGGUGUUGGAUCUGCAGUUUUUGGAGGCGUCGUUCUAUGAUGACUUGCAGGCGUUGUAUUGGCCUGAUUUUAGCGCGGAGAAUUGGGAUACGUGGGCUUCUACCUGA
This is a messenger RNA of Colletotrichum costaricense, 2391 nucleotides long. RefSeq names its product fungal specific transcription factor. Bases 1 to 2391 code for a protein of 796 amino acids. Gene Ontology annotation, cellular component: nucleus. The transcript is spliced from 2 exons. Gene Ontology annotation, molecular function: zinc ion binding; DNA-binding transcription factor activity, RNA polymerase II-specific; sequence-specific DNA binding. Gene Ontology annotation, biological process: positive regulation of transcription by RNA polymerase II; DNA-templated transcription. Lineage: Eukaryota; Fungi; Ascomycota; Sordariomycetes; Glomerellales; Glomerellaceae. The record is from RefSeq and is a predicted model, not a curated record.